UUCAAGUUUUGUUACAAAAUCUCUUUUGUGGUGGUGUCUGUUUGUUCUUUGAUAUGUGGGUGAGUGGGAUCCGGAAAGUGAGAAAGGGUGCUUUUUUUGGAGAAAUAUUUGGUUCCCUGAGAUGGCGAGUUUCCAGCGGCAGCUUCCACAAUGUCUUGCUAGGCGAAGUUGGCAGACAGCAGGUGGGCCGCCUCGGGAAGAGCACCUCCUUCCGCGCCAAGCCCAGCGGCUCCCUGGGCGCCGGCCCUCCCUCGCCCCCACCCGCGCCGUCCCGCGGUCCAGCGCAGGAGACCCGUGGCGCGGACGCGCGCUUCGGAGUGGAGGGCGGCGCCCAGGACCCUGGUGGGAGUGUGUGCGUCGCGCGGGAGAGCCGGAGGCUGGGGUGGGAGGCGCCGGUCGAGGGAGCCCGGCUCGCAGAGCUCCAGCGGAGGAGCGAGGGGAGCGCAGACCCCGGCGCCCAAUGCUCGCCAUGGGGCGCCCCCCGAGCCCGCGACCGCUGCCGCCGGUAUUCCUGAUGUUGCUGCUGCUGCUGCUGCCGCCGUCGCCGCUGCCUCUCGCAACCGGAGACCCCCUUCCCACAGAAAGCCGGCUAAUGAACAGCUGUCUGCAAGCCAGGAGGAAGUGCCAGGCUGAUCCCACUUGCAGUGCUGCCUACCACCACCUGGAUUCCUGCACCUCUAACGUAAGCACCCCACUGCCCUCAGGGGAGCCUUCAGUCCCAGAAGACUGCCUGGAGGCAGCACAGCAACUCAGGAACAGCUCUCUGAUAGGCUGCAUGUGCCACCGGCGCAUGAAGAACCAGGUUGCCUGCUUGGACAUCUAUUGGACUGUUCACCGUGCCCGCAGCCUUGGUAACUAUCAGCUGGAUGUCUCUCCUUAUGAAGACACAGUGACCAGCAAACCCUGGAAAAUGAAUCUCAGCAAACUGAACAUGCUCAAACCAGACUCAGACCUCUGCCUCAAGUUCGCCAUGCUGUGUACUCUCAAUGACAAGUGUGACCGAUUGCGCAAGGCCUACGGCGAGGCGUGCUCUGGGCCCCGCUGCCAGCGCCACGUCUGCCUCAAGCAGCUGCUCACCUUCUUCGAGAAGGCCGCCGAGCCCCACGCGCAGGGCCUGCUGCUGUGCCCCUGUGCCCCCACCGACCGGGGCUGUGGGGAGCGCCGGCGCAACACCAUCGCCCCCAGCUGCGCGCUGCCACCGGCGGCCCCCAACUGUCUGGAGCUGCGGCGCCUCUGCUUCUCCGACCCGCUGUGCAGAUCACGCCUGGUGGAUUUCCAGACUCACUGCCAUCCCAUGGACAUCCUAGGAACUUGUGCAACAGAACAGUCCAGAUGUCUCCGUGCAUACCUGGGGCUGAUUGGGACUGCCAUGACCCCCAACUUUGUCAGCAAUGUCAACACCAGUGUUGCCUUAAGCUGCACCUGCCGAGGCAGUGGCAACCUGCAGGAGGAGUGUGAACAGCUGGAAGGGUUCUUCUCCCACAAUCCCUGCCUCACAGAGGCAAUUGCAGCUAAGAUGCGUUUUCACAGCCAACUCUUCUCUCAGGACUGGACAGACUCUACCUUUGCUGUGGGGGCACACCAGAAUAAAAACCCUGCUCUGAGGCCACAGUCCUGGAUGCCCUCUCUUUUCUCCUGCACGCUUCCCUUGAUUCUGCUCCUGAGGUUAUGGUAGCUGGACAUCCCCAGGGCCUUCUUCCCCUCCACCACACCCAGAUGGACUUGCAGCCCACAGGGGUGAGGAAACGACAGCAGCAGGAAGGAGGUGUAGUGCACAGAUGAGGGUACAGGAGAAGCUACGGGUUAUGACCUCCAGAUCCUUACUGGCCCGGGUCCUCAUUCCCUCCACCCAUCUCCACUUCUGAUUCAUGCUGCCCUUCCUUGGUGACCACAGUUUAGCCAAUCUUCUGGUGGUGACCAGCUCCACCAAGUCCCUUUCUGAGCCCUUCCCCGUGACUACCAGGAUCACCAGAAUCCAAUAAGUUAGCCAUUCUCUAUUGCAUUCCAGGUUAGGGUUAGGCAGGACUGGGUGUUCUGAGGCAGCCUAGAAAGGCAUUCUCCACUGUGAGAAAGGCUGGAGCAAGACUUCUGCCCCUUCUUCUCCUCCUCUGAGUGGAGGAUGGGAACCUGCUGCCUGCACUGCCGUGUCCCCAGAUCCUGCAGAACAUCCGGGCAUCAGGAACUGGAGCCUAUGGGCCUUGCUUUAUUCCUAUUAUUGUCCUAAAGUCCCUCUGGCCUCUUGGAUCAUGAUUAAACCUUUGACUUCAGA
Messenger RNA from Sapajus apella (tufted capuchin), 2269 nucleotides. RefSeq names its product GDNF family receptor alpha 3 (gene GFRA3). The record is from RefSeq and is a predicted model, not a curated record. Gene Ontology annotation, biological process: nervous system development. The transcript has 8 exons. Gene Ontology annotation, cellular component: signaling receptor complex; external side of plasma membrane. Lineage: Eukaryota; Metazoa; Chordata; Mammalia; Primates; Cebidae. Bases 122 to 1675 code for a protein of 517 amino acids. Gene Ontology annotation, molecular function: signaling receptor activity.